AUGAGUCAAAUUUAUGACUUCGUUCUCCUCGGAGCCACAGGCUAUACCGGGCAACUUUGCGUCCGGUACAUGGUUGACAAUAUGCCCAGUCAUGUGCGAUGGGCUAUUGCAGGGCGCAACAAGUCUAAGCUCGAAGAAGUGGCGGCGGAAAUGAAGGUGACUGAAGCUGGAGGAGCUCUAAUCGUCUUGGAUCUCUCUUCCGAGUCAGAGAUUGUCAACCUUGCAAAGUCAACUCGUGUUCUGGUCAACAUAAUAGGGCCAUAUGGAACGACCUGUGGCUCCGUGGUCUUCAAGGCUUGCGCUGAACAUGGUACUCAUUAUGUUGACGGCAACAGAGCCGGAGAGCCGGUAUGGCGGCAGGAGAUGAUUGAGAAAUACGAAAAACUGGCCAAGACGUCGGGGUCGAAAAUGGUCAUCACCUGUGGCUGGGGUGCAGUGCCGGCAGACAUAUCGACGUAUUUAGCGGUGACGUCGAUACGGAGGAACUUCUCAUUGCCCACUCUUGAAGUUGUUGGAGCAUUGUACGACAUUAAGGGAAGUGCUAGUGGUGGUGCCGUGGACUCUAUUUCCACCUCUAUUGCGAACAAUUCACUUUCUCGCCUUUUUGCAGCCAUCAAUAUCCACUCCAUCUCCCCGGUUAAACCUGUUGGCAAUCCCAAUGGCAAGAGAAAGGAUGGGCUGCCAAAGGCAAAUGUUUUUGGGGUGCAAACUAUAGAUGGUAUGGGCACAAUGGCCACCCAUUUCCACGAGCCCGUCGACCUACCUCUUGUUGGACGCAGUUGGGGUUUGUACGCGUCUGGAGAUGCCGACGGAACACAAAGUUACGGACCAAAUUUUCGUUUUUCUUCGCGGAUCCGUUGGUCAAAUGCAUUAUUUGCUUGGCUCUUCCGGGUCACCGUUGUCACACUGGCAGCUUCCAUGCUUUUGCCACCGGUUCGAUUCGUCGUUGGCAAGUUAUUUCCGCCUGGUGGCGGCGCAUCAGCGGAGCAACGCCGCAAAUACCACUUUACGUACCGGGCAAUUAGUAUUGCUGACACUACACAUUCGGUAAAGCCAAAAGCUCUAGUCGAGUUCCAUUAUCCCGGAGAUGCGAACGAUUUCACAGCCAUGACCAUGACGGAGGCCGGGUUGUUGCUCCUUGAUGAGCAAAGUUCGCUAAGCAAACGUGAAGGAGGAAUUCUAACGCCUGCAAGCCUGGGGGACGAUUAUGUGAGAGCUUUACAAAGGAAUGGAGUCCAAAUAUCGGUUGAUACAUUGAGGUAG
Messenger RNA from Metarhizium brunneum ARSEF 3297, 1263 nucleotides. The record is from RefSeq and is a predicted model, not a curated record. Lineage: Eukaryota; Fungi; Ascomycota; Sordariomycetes; Hypocreales; Clavicipitaceae.